Anolis carolinensis (green anole) is the source of this 2590-nucleotide messenger RNA. RefSeq names its product thymidine kinase 2 (gene tk2). Gene Ontology annotation, cellular component: cytoplasm. Bases 74 to 859 code for a protein of 261 amino acids. NCBI's taxonomy places the organism in Eukaryota, Metazoa, Chordata, Lepidosauria, Squamata, Anolidae. The record is from RefSeq and is a predicted model, not a curated record. Gene Ontology annotation, molecular function: deoxynucleoside kinase activity; ATP binding. Gene Ontology annotation, biological process: nucleobase-containing compound metabolic process. The transcript is spliced from 10 exons.
GCCUGCCGCUCGGCCUUCUGGGAGUUGAAGUCCGAAGCUGCUGGCAGCCGGAAGGAGCGUCCAGAUGUAGGCCAUGCGGCUUCUUCCGUGGCUCCGCCGGCCUGCGCCCCUCUUGCUCCGUGGCCUCGGUCUACGCAUGAGCUCCUGGCUUGCGAAGGCGCAGGAAGGGGCCGGUCAAGAUAAAUACCAAGCAAAUGGAGGAAACAAGAAGACAACUAUUUGCAUUGAAGGGAACAUUGCAAGUGGUAAAACUACAUGCCUGGAAUAUUUUGCUAAAAACACAAGCAUUGAGGUAUUGACUGAACCGGUGUCUAAGUGGAGAAAUGUAUGCGGCCAUAAUCCUCUGAGUUUAAUGUAUCAAGAUGCAACAAGAUGGGGUAUAACGCUACAGACAUAUGUGCAGCUUACUAUGUUGGACCAGCAUAUGAGGACAAUGGUUUCUCCCAUAAGAAUGAUGGAGAGAUCUAUUCACAGUGCAAAGUACAUUUUUGUAGAAAACUUGUAUCGAAGUGGGAAAAUGCCAGAAGUGGAUUAUGUCGUAUUGACAGAAUGGUUUGAAUGGAUCAUAAAGAACCUGAGUGUUUCAGUUGAUCUGAUAGUUUAUCUACAAACCUCUCCUGAGAGGUGUUAUGAGAGGCUGAAAAGGCGGUGUAGGGAAGAAGAAAAAGUUAUUCCUAUGGAAUAUUUAGAAGCUAUCCAUCUGCUCUAUGAAGAGUGGCUGAUUAAAAAAAGCCUGUUUAAAGUUCCUUCUCCGGUGCUUGUACUGCAGGCUGAUCACGACUUACAGGAUAUGCUGGAGAUGUACGAAGAAAACCAGGACCGAAUCCUAACCCCCUACAAUGUGCAACAUUGUCUAUAGAAACAGAUGUUGCGUGUUAUGCAUGGCUUAGUGCCGGCAUGGGCAAACUUCCGCCCUCAACUUCCACAAUUCCUACACUGGACCGCCACACAUCUGAAUAGAAAUAGCUCUUUCCUGGUUCCCUUGAAACUCCUGCCAGGCAGUUUGAAGAUUAGGUGCAAGUAAUUUCUAAAACUUUCUAAAACUUGCCUGAGCUAUUUCCUACCCUCUUAUCUUUGUUCGUAUUUCAAGCAGCUCUUCCACUUAGUCCUAGACUGUUUGGCGAACUUGGGGCAGUUUGAAAGAAAGGGGUAGAUGUUUGCUUAAUGACCAACUCCCAGCAGGAAACCCUGAGGGGGAAAAAGUGUGAGCACUUAUAAUGUGUAUGUUUAUACUUAGCAGGUCCUUUUUUGUUCCAGAAUGAUACAAUUUUGUAGGUUGCAAUACAUGAUAGAUAUCCCCCAUGUAAGCUAUUACCUCUGUUGCCUCUAACAAGAUUUAAAAAUGGCUUGUUUUUCCCACACUUCCCUUUUUAUUUGUACAGUGAUUGUUUGUUUAUAAAACAUUACUGGUUAUAGACUGUUGGUUUAGAUUUCUUACUAAGAAGGUCUCUGAAAAGGACAUUCAUCCUUACAUCUUGUUUUUAUUUACUCACAAAAGCAUUUUAUACAAAGGCAGGACGUUGCAAGGAAAGCUUGUCAGGUAUAAUACCAAAUGGGUUGUAGAUGUAUUAUAUUUUUUUAAAUUGAGAAGUUACUUUUUUUUCAAUCAAAGGAAUAAGUGGAGAACAAGUGACCAAAUUAGUAGUAGUUGUAUUAACACUUCAAUACGUCUUUUGAAUCCUUUAGUGAAUACUUGACUUUGUAUUUCAUAGUACAUUUCUCACUUUUAUGGCCAUGCUGUUUAAUUCCAGAAAUACUGCAGUGUGGAAUUAAGACAUCAAAUAUGUCGGAGACCCAAGUUCAAAUUCUCAAACUGUGCACCUCAGAGGACAAUGCACAUCCUGGCAGAAAGGGUAUAAAAAACUACCAGCCCUUAAAAAUACUUAGGUGGCAGGUACCAACGUGAUUAUAGCCACACAAAUUAAAGAAACAAGAUGUCGGCAUGCUUGAAAUAAUACAAUUGGAUAAAUUGAGACUUUCAGCUACCGUUUUCUUUUUGACACAGACCACUUUAGUUGUGGUAUUAUAGUUGAGGUCCCGGAAGAGGCUACAUUUAAAUGAAUUCAUUUAAAUGAAAUGAAUUCAUUAAAGCCCUUUCAAAUCUUGCUUUUUUCAGCUUCCUAUCUUGAAGGCUGAGGAAGACCUUAAAAGCAUACAGGACUUAAAACAGCUUUACUAAUAAAACCACCAUCUUUUGAGCAUCUUGAGACAAGUGUCCUGUUUCUUCAUUGUAUUCCUGAUUAAAACACAAUUUUCAACAGCAUUGACAUACCAUGAUUCGUUGAUCUAUCUUGUUUCCUCUUUGAGGGUCACAUUCUCUUACACUGAUUAUUUUGAUAGCUACUGAUAAAUUUAUUUCCAAUGUAUUUUUGUAUUAAGGAAUGUGUAUAAAAUGUACUGUUUAAAAUGUUUAUGGAAAGUAUUAUUUGUUUCAACUCCAGUAUUUAGCAGGGAGAUGGAAGACAGCAGAUGUGAUCUUUGAAAUAUGUUAGUGUUUCUUCUGUUAUAACUUAAAAUCUUUGGCACUAUUUAAAAACAUCUUAGAAUCUUGUUUCAUUAUUUAUUCAGAUUAAAUGGAACUGAUUUAAAA